Molecule: messenger RNA, 1728 nt
Organism: Fusarium keratoplasticum
Lineage: Eukaryota; Fungi; Ascomycota; Sordariomycetes; Hypocreales; Nectriaceae
Product: Phosphate transporter
Exons: 3
Coding region: 1-1728 (575 amino acids)
Biological process (GO): phosphate ion transmembrane transport
Cellular component (GO): membrane
Source: RefSeq, a predicted model, not a curated record
AUGGCCGUCUUUGGUCAGUACGACUACCUCUUCGCGGUGGGCACAAUCUUUGCCUUCCUCGAUGCCUGGAACAUUGGCGCCAACGAUGUGGCCAACUCGUGGGCCUCGUCUGUCUCCUCUCGCUCAGUCUCCUACAUGCAGGCCAUGCUGGGUGCCAGCUUGAUGGAGUUCAGCGGUGCCCUCGGUGUCGGCGGCCGAGUCGCAGACACCAUUCGAACCAAGGUCGUCGCCGUCGAUGCCUUUGAUGACAGCCCUCAGAUGCUGAUGCUGGGUAUGGUCUGUGCCGUUAUUGCUUCUGCCACCUACCUCACUUUCGCUACCCGCUUUGGUUUCCCCGUUUCCACCACUCACUCUCUCCUCGGUGGUGUCUUGGGAAUGGGCGUUGGUGCCCUUGGCGGCUCUGGUAUCACCUGGAUCGGCUACAAGGAGAACGGCUCAGUAGAUAUCCAGCAGGGUGUCGUUCAGGUCUUCCUCGCCUGGAUCAUUGCUCCCAUGCUCUCCGGUAUCUUCGCCUCCCUGAUCUUCCUCUUCACCAAGUAUGGCGUCCUCCUCCGCAAGAAUCCCGCCAUGAAGGGUCUCAUCCUGGUCCCCUUCUACUUCUGGCUCACUGCCUCCCUCAUUGUCAUGCUUCUCAUCUGGAAGGGUGGCUCUUACAAGGUCAACCUCACCGAUGCUCAGAUCCCCGGUGUCAUCGUCGCUGCUGGCGCUGGUUGGGGUCUCCUCAUGGCUCUCACUCUUGUUCCCUGGAUGUACCGUGUCAUCAUCAAGGAGGAUUGGCAGCUCAAGGCUUACCACAUCUUCCUCGGUCCCCUUCUCCUCCGCCGUGGCCCCGUCCCUCCUCCCCCUGAGGACUUCCAGGGAGUCGUCCGCAACUUCUACGAGGGUCAUCUCACUCGGGAGGAACUCGAGGCCCGCCGUGCCCAGCGUGCUUCCGAAGUCAACGAGGAUAUCGAGGCCAACCACGAGAAGAAGGUUGCCGCCGUCGACAACACUUCGGAAGAGACUCCCGCUCCCAACCCCCACGCGCACAAGUCUAUGGUUGGCCCUAAGCCCGAUGGCCCCUGGCACAGUGGUGCUUUCAUCUGGUGGGCUAUCAAGUUUGCCGUCCUGCACGGUGUUGAUAAGGAUAUCGUCAGCUCCCAAAGCGAGAAGUCUGUUGUCGCUGGCGAUGUCGAGGAGAUCCACGCCCGCGCUGCUCACUACGAUAACCGCGCCGAGUUCCUGUACACCUUCCUCCAAGUCAUGACUGCUGCUUCUUCCUCCUUCGUCCACGGCGCCAACGAUGUUGCCAACGCUGUCGGUCCUUAUGCUUCCAUCUACCAGAUUUGGCAGUCUGGUGAGGUUCCCGGAAAGAAGGCUCAGGUCCCUCUCUGGAUUCUCGCUUUUGGUGGUGCUGGUAUCGUCAUUGGUCUCUGGACAUACGGCUACAAUAUCAUGCGCAACCUUGGUAACCGUGUCACCCUCAUGUCUCCCUCCCGUGGCUUCUCCAUGGAGCUUGGCUCUGUCAUCACUAUUAUCCUGGCCACCCGUCUAAAGCUGCCUGUCUCUACCACUCAGUGCAUCACUGGUGCCAUCGUCGGUGUUGGUCUCUGCAACGGUGACUGGCGAUCCAUCAACUGGCGAAUGGUUGGCUGGAUCUACAUGGGUUGGUUCAUCACUGUGCCCGUCGCUGGUCUCAUCUCGGGUAUCCUGAUGGCCUUCAUUGCCAACGCCCCCAACUGGAGUUAA